This is a messenger RNA of Emericellopsis atlantica, 721 nucleotides long. RefSeq lists its product as uncharacterized. Lineage: Eukaryota; Fungi; Ascomycota; Sordariomycetes; Hypocreales; Bionectriaceae. The transcript has 2 exons. The coding region runs from base 88 to 528 and encodes 146 amino acids. Gene Ontology annotation, biological process: proteasome assembly. The record is from RefSeq and is a predicted model, not a curated record.
GGCAGUGGGGCACAGUUCACUCACAUCAGUGUCUUCAUUCAUCGCAGUUAAUUAUAACCUCUGACUCGCCGCCUUGUCAAGCACAAAAUGGAUCUCUCAGUGAAACCUGAUGAGUUCCCUGCGCCAAGUCGACAGUCAUCGGGUCACGUAUCAUCCGUGCCAACACACAUAUCACGCCUGGACUUCUCAGACAAGAUCCUCUUCACAGUCUCGCAAGGAGGACGCCUGUCACAAUGGAUACAGGUGCCCCUCACGGGCUCGUCAUCCAGUAUCGUUGACAUGACACUGCCAAGCUCCUCUCGCGGACUACUCCCGUCCACACAUCUCACACCCGUGACGUUGCUAGGUGGCGGUGGUGAGGAGCGGGAAACUCUAGGUCAACUGUAUGCUGCCCAGAUCGCGAGCCAGAUGGCUUUGCGUGCGCCUGACGACCGGCGGACGUUGGUUCUAGGACUUGGACUUGAAAAGACCGAUACUGGGAGAGAAGGCUUCUUCGAUCUUUUGGAGCUAGCACAACAGGUGAUGUGAUAACCUCACAAUAGCAAAAGAAGAGCAUAUUUUCAUCAUUCUUUUUUUUUUCAUUCGCUUAUUAUAUGCAGAAGCUGCAUACGCUUCAGAGCUUUGGUCAUCUAUGUUGAAGCUGUUCAUUCCAUCCAUCCAAUGCCGCCUCGCCGACCACAUGGACAGUUAUGUAGAUAGCCAACUCUCGAAUUCCGGGAGG